AUGCGCAAUCUCGGUGAUUCACUUCGUUGUCAACCUGCUCCGGGGCAAUUACGACAGUCCCGAGAAUGGAGAUGCCAAUGCGGGAAUCUGGUCGCAGCUGUCUGCGCUGCUUAUCGAGCUCAGCAUUCCUGUUUCCGGCUACAUGGGAGCUCUGUAUCACAACAGGCAGCUCACAUGCUGCUACUGCAGCUGCAAUCUUUUUCUGGCCGUCAUUUCUGUCAUGCACCUCGGUCGUUUUCAGAUCCGUCUCCUGGAAGUGAACGGGCAGUGCAACAAGGAGCAGGAUCCCAGCCAACGGAACCUUUGCCUACUGUGGAUGGAGAACUCCUUCGACAAGUGGGUGUUCCUUUUCAACAUCCUUCUAACGUCGGCUAUGGCCUGCUGUGCUUUUCUGGCAGGAGGGGAGCUGCCCUUGCUGUGAAAUUUGAUGAAGAAGGUAUCCACCUGGACCACAGCAGUAGUUAUUCCCAUGCCCUAAACCCCAAGCCGUUGAGGGAAAUUUUGGCUGUGGCUAUCUAG
This is a messenger RNA of Symbiodinium sp. CCMP2592, 519 nucleotides long. The record is from the annotation of a GenBank genome assembly. Lineage: Eukaryota; Dinophyceae; Suessiales; Symbiodiniaceae.